Messenger RNA from Dermatophagoides pteronyssinus (European house dust mite), 1671 nucleotides. RefSeq names its product elongation factor 2-like. NCBI's taxonomy places the organism in Eukaryota, Metazoa, Arthropoda, Arachnida, Sarcoptiformes, Pyroglyphidae. The record is from RefSeq and is a predicted model, not a curated record.
AGCGUGCAGAAUCUCAAGCAGGAGGAGAUGCGCGACAUGCUGCAGACGCUCGGCGUGGAGCUCAAGGGCGACGACAAAAACUUGAUGGGCAAGGCACUGCUGAAGCGCAUCAUGCAGAUCUGGCUGCCAGCCGGCGACACGCUGCUCGAAAUGAUCGUGACGCACCUUCCCUCGCCGACGGUCGCGCAGCGCUACCGCUGCAGCACGCUGUACAGCGGGCCGCAGGAUGACGAGGCCGCGCAAGCGAUUCGCGCGUGCGACCCCGAGGGUCCGCUGAUGAUGUACGUCUCGAAGAUGGUCCCGAGCAGCGACAAAGGGCGCUUCUACGCGUUCGGCCGCGUCUUCUCGGGCACCGUGGCGACCGGCCAAAAGGUGCGCAUUCUCGGGCCGAAGUUCCAGCUCGGCUCGAAAGAGGACUUGCACAUCAAGAACAUUCAGCGCACGGUGAUCAUGAUGGGCCGCACCGUCGAGGCGGUGCAGGAUGUGCCCUGCGGCAACACCUGCGCGCUCGUCGGCGUGGACCAGUUCCUGCUGAAGUCUGGCACGCUGACUACUUGCGAGACGGCCUGUACGUUUAACGACAUGAAGUACUCGGUCUCGCCAGUCGUGCGCGUCGCCGUCGCGCCGAAGGACAACAAAGACCUGCCGAAGCUCGUCGAGGGCCUCAAGAAGCUGUCGAAGUCCGACCCGCUAGUCGUCUGCAGUUCCGAAGAGAACGGACAGCACAUCAUCGCGGGCUGCGGCGAACUGCACGUCGAGAUCUGUCUGAAGGACUUGAAGGAGGAGUACGCGCAAGUCGAGAUCAUCGUCUCCGAGCCGGUCGUCUCUUACAUGGAGACGAUCACGGCCAGCUGUCACGAGCCGGGCAUGACCAAAUCCGCGAACAAACACAACCGGUUGUACGUGACUUCCGACCCGCUCGACGACCAGCUUGUCGUCGACAUAGAGGAGGGCAAGGUCACUUGCCGCGACGACUCGAAGGAGCGCGCGAACUACCUCGCCGAGAAAUAUGGCUGGGACAAGAACCACGGAAUGAAGAUCUGGUGCUUUGGACCGGACACGAUUGGGCCGAACCUGUUCGUCGACGAGACGAGCGGUCUGCAGUACGUACACGAGAUCAAGGACCAUGUCAACGCCGGCUUCCAGUGGGCGUCACGUGAGGGUGCGCUUUGCGAAGAGAAGAUGCGCGGCUGUCGGUUCAACCUCGUCGACUGCACGCUGCAUACGGACGCGAUCCACCGCGGCGCCUCGCAGAUCUUGGGCACCACGCGCCGCGCCGUGCUAGGCGUUUCGCUGAACUCCGAGCCGCGCUUGGUCGAGCCAAUCUUUUUGGUCGAGAUCACCGUGCCUGAAGAGAACAUGUCGGGCGUCUACUCCGUGCUGAACCGCCGCCGCGGCGUGGUCAUCUCGGACGAGAUGCGCAUGGGCACGCCGCUGCACGAGAUGCGCGCGUACCUGCCGGUCGCGGAGUCCUUCGGCUUCACCUCCGACUUGCGCGAAAAGACGCAGGGCAAGGCUUUCCCGCAGUGCGUCUUCUCGCACUGGGAGCAGGUCCCGGGCAACCCGUUCGACCCCAGCUCGUCGCACCACGCGACGGUGCUGGCGAUUCGCAAACGCAAGGGGCUGAGCGAAGUGAUCCCGACCGCAGAUCACUUCCUCGACAAGCUGUAA